AUCAAAAAAGGAGACUAAGAAGUCAACUGUUGUUCCUCCUUGAAGAAAACCAUAAGUCUUACAUGGCAUCUUCAGCAUCAAGAUUCACGAUGUUGAAUUUGAAAUCUCUGAAGUAUUCUCCACGUUUCUCUGUUGUUGGUUCCUCACUCCUUCUUCUGAACUCACAGGAACCAAACCAAAAAGCAUAAAGAAGCAUAGAGUCUUCAAACUUCGAAGUCAAGAACAAACAUAGCAGAAAAGGUGUUUUGGAGUUUGAAUCUAUGGAUCGUGAGAAGGUAGAUUGGUCUGAACUCCCCAUAGAGCUAUGGCCCAAGAUUGGAAAGUGUCUAGAGAAUCACAUAGAUGUUCUAAGAUUCAGAAGUGUUUGUGAAACUUGGAGAUCUUCCAUCCCUUCUUCUCAUCCAAAUUCUCCAUCUUUUCCAAUGAAAAUCCCUCACCCCAUCAAUUCCUCCAUUAAAGCAAGCCUUAACCAAGCUACCCUUUAUCUUAUUGAGUCAACUGAUGCAAGCUUUGGCUCCAAGUUGGAUCCUUUGGCACCUUCUUCUUCCAAAGGGUGGUUGAUCAAGGUUGAAGAAGGUCCAAAGGGUGUUUCUUUGAGGCUGGUUAGCCCAAUAUCUGGACGGAAAAUCUUUCAUCCUUCUGAAGAUUCUCCAAUGAUUUGGAACCUUUUGGACUAUAGAGUCAUUGAAUUAUGCAAAUCCUACACCCUUCAGAACACUGGCAGGUUCUCUGCUUCUGUGAGCAAGGUUGUUUUCUUUCCAAACUCUUCUUGGGUUGGUGUUGAAGAUUCGGUUGCUUGUUGUGUGUUUUUAGAGGGAAGAUUGGGGAUAAUGAAACAUGGUGAUGAGAAAUGGGCACUAGUGGAUGACAAGAAUUUCUAUUAUGAUGAUGUUAUUGUGCAUAGGGGUCAGUUCUAUGUCACUGAUAAGUGGGGCACUAUCUCAUGGGUAGAUACAAAUUCCUUGAAAUUGAUUCAGUUCACACCUCCCUUGUGUGGUUUUGGUAACAAGAAACAUUUGGUCGAAUCAUGUGGGAGUCUCUAUGUUGUUGAUAGGUACUAUGAAACUGAGCCAAGGAGGAGAAACUACUUCGGCCGCCAGGAAAACCGAGAUGCUGCCGUGGAAUGUUUCAAGGUUUAUAAGUUGGAUGAAGAUUGGGGAACUUGGGUUGAUGUGAAACAAUUGGGAGAUAGAGCCUUCAUUUUGGGUAGAAAUUGUAAUUUCUCUGUUUCAGCUAAAGAACUCACUGGAUAUCAAGGGAACUGCAUUUACUUCACUGAUAUGUUUGAUUUAAGGAUGUACAGCUUGGAUGAUCAUAGCAUUGUUACCAUUGACUUUGAUCCAAGUAUUGAGAAGAAUAUGAUGCCUCAAACCGCUUGGCUAGGUCACACUAUUUGAGUUUAAAGCUAAAAGCAUAUACAUGAAGGAAGAAGAACCUCUCUAGAGAAGUUCAUAGUGAAGAGGUAUACUAUUGCUGAUCUUAAUUUAUGGAAGCCACUUUUGCUUGCUAUGUAAUUAUUGGUUCAUUUGCUACUUGAGUGUCACACUAGGAUUCUUUUGGUUCUCCAAGAUCUUCUCAUUCCACCUUUGUAUUAUAUAUAUAUAUAUAUAGGCUAUAGCAACAACUUUGUAUCAUAACAAAAAUCAAGAUCUAUGUUGUACUUCCAUUAGUAUAUAAUGAGAUUCGGUUGUGUACUUGAAGAUU
This is a messenger RNA of Arachis ipaensis, 1704 nucleotides long. Its product is annotated as F-box protein At2g26160. NCBI's taxonomy places the organism in Eukaryota, Viridiplantae, Streptophyta, Magnoliopsida, Fabales, Fabaceae. Gene Ontology annotation, molecular function: protein binding. The record is from RefSeq and is a predicted model, not a curated record.